Molecule: messenger RNA, 594 nt
Organism: Fonsecaea monophora
Lineage: Eukaryota; Fungi; Ascomycota; Eurotiomycetes; Chaetothyriales; Herpotrichiellaceae
Exons: 5
Coding region: 1-594 (197 amino acids)
Molecular function (GO): oxidoreductase activity
Source: RefSeq, a predicted model, not a curated record
AUGUCUGUUCCAGAGUAUCAGGACAAAGAACCCUUGAAGGUCUCGGAGAGCUUGAGCCUCGAGCGUCUCGCUGGGAAAUCGGUGUUGAUUACUGGAGGUGCGGGUGGACUUGGGAAGGCAUAUGCCACAGCAUUCAUUCAAGCUGGUUCCUAUGUCACUAUUGCCGAUGUGAAUGAGAAGCUUGGGGCAGAGACUGUGGCCGAGAUGGGAGAAAAUUCUCAAUUCAUCAAAUGCGAUGUUACCAACUGGGAUGAUCAGGUCCGUGCCUUUGAAGCCGCGUCCAAGAAUUCACCAUAUAAAAGCUGUGAUAUUGUCAUCGCAAAUGCGGGAAUUCCCAAUCUGAAGACCAUGGAGAUCAACUUGAUGGGAUUGCUCUACACUGUUAAGCUGGCUCUUCACUACUUUCGACGUCAACCGGUCGACAGCGACAGGGACCGAUGUCUCAUACUCAAGUCUAGCUUGGCAGGAUAUGUCGACCUUCCGGGCUCAAUCCAGUAUAAUUCAUCCAAGUUUGGUGUGCGAGGAGUCAUGAGGAGUCUUCGCCGUACCUCGUGGAAGGAGAAUAUCCGGGUUAAUCUGGUUGCUCCAUGGUGA